Messenger RNA from Equus caballus (horse), 6291 nucleotides. It is a transcript of the gene SPATA6, whose product is annotated as spermatogenesis associated 6. Gene Ontology annotation, molecular function: myosin light chain binding. Gene Ontology annotation, biological process: motile cilium assembly; spermatogenesis. The record is from RefSeq and is a predicted model, not a curated record. NCBI's taxonomy places the organism in Eukaryota, Metazoa, Chordata, Mammalia, Perissodactyla, Equidae.
GCGCGUCCCCGCCCGGCCUCUCUUCCGGCCCCGCCCCUCCUGGCUGCCAUGACAACGGGUCCGCGCCCCGCGCACAGCUGCUGCUCGGGCGGGACCCAGGCUGGACCGCGGGCCCCGGCCUGGGGGCCACAGCUGCCACCGCCGCCGCCACCUCGUCUCCUCCCCGACCCCGCCCCGCCCCGCGUCUCCUCGCCUCACUCGGGCCCGCGGCCGGGGUCCCUCCCCGCCGACCUCCCGCGCAGAUGCCGAAGGUGAAGGCGCUGCAAUGCGCCCUGGCGCUGGAGAUCCGCUCUGUAACUUGUCCAGGAGUGCUACUGAAAGACAAGGAGGACAUCUAUCUUAGCAUCUGUGUGUUUGGCCAAUACAAAAAGACACAAUGUGUCCCAGCCACCUUUCCACUGGUCUUCAAUGCCAGAAUGGUGUUUGAAAAGGUGUUCCCUGAAGCGGUAGACCCUGGAGAUGUGGUUGCACAGCUUGAAUAUGAUACAGCCUUGUUUGAGUUGAUCCAACUAGUUCCACCAGUGGGUGAAACACUGUCUACAUAUGAAGAAAAUACACGAGAUUUCAUGUUCCCGGGUCCAAACCAAAUUUCUGGACACCAUGAUUCAAACCGCCAGGUUACCAUGAGGAGGAUUUCUGGCCUUCGAGGAAUUGCUCCAAAGCUGGAGUUUUCUACAACCUCAGUGAUUACUGAAUGUCUGAUAAGUUCAAGGAAGUGCCGCACUCAGGAUAAAUUUAUUUACCAUCCGGCUCCAGUUGAAAAAUCACACGGCAGACUGCCAAGCAGAACAUCUAGAUCACAAAAGAAAAAGUCCAAGUCACCUGAGAGAAAUAAGUAUUGCGUAAAUGCAAAAAACUACGAACAGCCUACAAUUUCUUCAAAAUCACACUCUCCAUCUCCCUACACAAAAAGACGCAUGUGUGAGCUAUCUGAAGACACCAGGCGGCGGCUAGCCCAUUUAAAUCUGGGACCCUAUGAAUUCAAAAAAGAAACAGAUAAACCUCCAUUUGUGAUUAGACAUGUUGAUCCCCCAAGUCCCAGGGCUGAUGGUUUAUUUGGACCUUCUGGCAGAGACUGUGAAAGAGAUGGAUGGUCCAGGAUGCACAGUGAUCACUCUCAUCUUGGCUGCUACCGACCCAAGGAUUAUAAGGUUAUCAGGACCUCCCAUGGGAGAGACUUCGAUGACUCUCUGGAAAGAUGUGAUGAGUAUUUGAGCUCGAGGUCGUGUGGCAAGCCCCAGCAUUCGGCGAGGACCUUACUAGUUCAUUCAGCACCCUCAACAAUGCCCAAGCAUUCUCCAAGCCCUGUGCUAAACCGAGCUUCUCUCAGGGAAAGAUUCCAUUCUGAUUGGUGUUCACCUUCAAACUGCGAUGAGAUCCAUGACCGGGUAAAAAAUGUCUUGAAAUCACAUCAGGCUCAUCAAAGACAUUUAUAUGAUGAGAGAGACCCAGAGAAAGAAGACGAACUAGAACUGAAGCGAGGUCUUUUAUACAGAGACUCUGCCUAUGACAGUGACCCAGAGUACAGCUCAUUUCAGCGGCCACGUGGCACUCUCCAUUUGGAUGAUGGUGAAUACUGGUCCAACAGGGCAGCCUCUUAUAAAGGGAAAUCCCACCGACCCAUCUUUGAGAACAGCAUGGACAAGAUCUACAGGAACUUAUACAAAAAGGCCUGUAGUUCUGUUUCUCAUACACAGGAAAGCUUCUGAGACCAUCCAUGAUACACAAUACACUGUAUGAGUACCCGUGUCAACUUCUCAAUGAAAACGUUUGAUGUGAUCAAUAGCUGUAUUCCUUUUUUUGUAAAGACCAGGGGGUUCUAACUGAGUACUGUGGUUAGACUUGAAAAAGUUCAUUCCUUCAGAUGGUAAAUUAUCACAGGCAAGCCUUUUUGAUCACAGAAGAGAGUACUGUGUUCCCAAAGUCAGAGCUCUGCAAACAGUUACGCCGCCGAGUCCGACGUGAGAAGGACAUUGUCAUGUCCAUCUCAGGUCCAGGACAGGUUCUCUCCAGAAAUAGUCUUCUGCCUUAGUCACCUUGGAAUUUUCUUUUCAUGUACUUGACUGGCUACCUUGUCUGAGUAAGAUUUAAUUUAUAUUAGCUCCCCUUUCUUGGUAAUGAGCAAAAAGAUGUACUGUACAGAAAUGAAUUUCCCAAGAGUUUAAACCUUGUUUUAACUAGUAUUUUCUACUCUUUUCUCCCUUAGAAAGGGCUAUUUAUAUUUCUUAGCUCAUUAUAAAUAGCUUUCUUUUUAACGUUUGUAUAAUCAUUCACUCUCUCUUCUCUAAAAGAACUACCUAAGUUACCUAAAAUGUGUAACAGUUAGCUAGAGAUAGCAGUAGGCAUGUAUGACCAAAAUGUGAGUAACUGAUUUUUGCUUAACAUCUGUUGCCAGUCUUCUUCUUUUUGCUUGGGGAAGAUUGUUGCUGAGCUAACAUCUGUGCCAAUCUUUGUCUAUUUUAUGUGGGAUGCCUCCACACCACGGCUCCUGAGGGGAGUUGGUCUGCACCUGGGAUCCAAACCUGCGAACCCUGGAGCGCUGAAGCAGAGUGCACAAACUUAACCACUGCACCACUGGGCCAGCCCCAACGAGUAACUACUACUUUUUAAAGAUAGCAUUCUUUGUGUGAUUAUAUUUUAGGGCCGUGUCUUUUGGUGCAACCAGAAUCAGAAAAUAGCCUUUGUAAAUGAGCAUGUAAAGAAUAAGGGAAUUAUAUUGUAAUAUAAUCUCUUUAGAGUUGUCAUAGAUACCAAAUGGCCCAAGAGAGUAGUAUCUUUACUCUAAAGGACACUUGGAACCAUGAAGGGGAGUAAAAUAUUACAGCAGAAUUCUUUGUUGUAGGCGCUGGAGAGUCUGUUGGUUGAUAAAAUUAGCUCCUCCCUCGCCCCCAAACAUACACCUGUGAGGCCAGGGACACAUUGGAGACAUGAAGCAAUCAGUUACCUUGUACUUAUCAGAGAGUGAGCGGAGGGGAAGCAGAGAGGAGGAAGGAGGUGAACUGGGCGUCCACGCUGGAAGAGUUGACGACAAGCAGUGUUCUCACUGACUCCGUCUUUGGUUAAUUCUACAGUUAGGAUUUAGAAAGAAAAAAAAAAAUGGACUUGAACUUCACUUAAAUUGAAAUAAAGAUGUAAAAUUGGCUGACUUAUUUUUGUAUUAGGAGAAAAUAUAUAAUGCUUGUUAUCUAAUAAUUGAUUUUAGAGUGAUGUAGAAUGGCAACAUGAUGGAUCAGAAAGCCCAACAGAGACGAAGGCAGGAGGCCCAGGCUGUAGUUCCAUCUCUGCCGUUUUCUAGCAGAGUCACCUUACUUCUCUGGUCCUUAGUCUCCUCGGCUGUGAGCUGAAGAGAAUGGAGUAGAUGAGCAUUUCCUGAACUGUGUUCUGUGGACCUCUGACCUAGGAGAUGGUUGAAGGAAGGUAGACGCAAGUGUUUCAUUGGUCGUAUAAGUUUGGGAAAAUCUGUGGACUGUAUUCACCCCCCUGUCCCCCACAAUUUAGAGAGUCAUAGGUAGGAUGACAGGGAUAAAGGGAGGGCUAUUAAUGCAGAAACGACAGUGAGAAACUGUGACCGUCCCAGAAACGAGAACCUGUGGUCAUCAUGGUCAUGGUAACGUUAGUGUGUUAGAGGCUCGAAGAAAGCCGGGCAUGAACCUGUCUUGCCUAGCACCUGGUAGACAGCCUGGCACAUAGUUGGUACCUAUUAAAUAUUGAGUUAAUCUAGAAUUUCCUAAACUAAAUUGAGCACGUAACCAUUUCUGUUGUUAUGGCCAUUCUUUCCCUUCCAUUCUGCCCUCCUCAGCUCUGCACACUCCUUUUCAGAUGCCAUCCUCAGGUGCAUGUGGACCCCAGCUGGGGACAUGCUGGACCACACAAUCACUGAGGUACCGUCUGGCUGUAGGUUAUAUGAUGUUUUGUACAAUAAGUUUUUGAAAGUCAACAUUGAAUAAUGCUUUUUUUAAAAAAAACCUUAUAUCCUCAUUGAAACUUAGCCAGCUCUGUUGGUCUAGUGGUUGAUUUGGUGCUCUCACCACCACGGCUGGGGUUCGUUUCCCGGUCAGGGAACCACACUAACCAUCAGUUGUUUGUCAUCCUGUGGUGGCUGCGUGUUGCUGUGAUUUUGAAAGCUAUGCCUCCAGUAUUUCAAAUACCAGCAGGGUCACCCACAGUGGACAGGUUUUGGAGAAGCUUCCAGACUAAGACAGACUCAGAAGAAAGACCUAGCCGCCCACUUCCGAAAAAUUGGCCAUGAAAACCCUAUGAAUAGCAGCGGAGCAUUGUCUGAUAUAGAGCUGGAAGGUGAGCGGAUGGAGCAAAAAGACCGGGCAGGGUUCCGCUGUGUUCUACACCGGGGCGCCUAGGAGUCGGAAUUGAUUCAGUGUCCCUAACAACAGUGAAACUUAGUAUGAUUUGUGUGUGUGUGUGUGUGUGUGUGUGUGUAAACAAAUGAAAAUUUCCUCCGUUUAAAAAUGCUGCUUGGUAAAAAGGACAAAUAUGAACUUCAAAGAAAAUGCUUUGCUAUCAGAGAAAAUCUCCUGAGUGACUAAGUUCUCACUGCACCUGUGUCUGCCAUUGGCUGUGACAGAGGCCGCAAAAGUCAGUCUCAAAGCGGAACUUCAGAAGGUGAAAUUCUGAAAGGCAUUUUCCUGUGCAUUAACUCUCACAUCUUUCUGAAGGAUAAGCUGCAAAUUUUCAGAUAUGCUACAUCCUUGCUAAGUGUCUGAUUAUCUCCAUUGCCUAGGGGAAGGAAUAGUCUUUGUUGCUAUCCCUAACGAUUACUGUGAAUUGUUCUGUUGUAUUAUCUUAAAGAGUAAAGCCUUUAAGUACUAAUAAUUGUCUUUUCUCACUGAUAGAAGCUGAAAGAUGCAGCUAUUUAUUCUCUUAGCAUUUUUUCUAUGUUUCCACAAUCUAGUAAUAGUUAUUGGACUUAAUCUGAAAGAUAAAUAAGCCUUACUUCUUCCUUUUAAUGUUUUUUUUCCUUUAAAUAGAAAAACCUGGGAAUUUUAGGAAGGAAAAUGUCAAUUCAACUAAGAAAAAAGAUGAACCUUUGAACCAAGAGUGAGUUCUCCUGGUUCCACUACUAAUUAAAACUUGUUUAAGUCAUUUAUCCUUGGAGCUCGGUUUUCUUACCUGUAAGGUGAUGAAGGGGUUAAGUUAGAAUGAUCCUUUAAUGUUCCAACAUUUCUAUAAUUGUAUAAUUGAUUAAUGUGGAAGAUCAGGAAGUUGUAGGCAGCAGAGUCGUGUUGUGACUUCAAAGAUUAAACCUGUGAUUAAAAAUCUGGGACAAAUAGAGAAUUCUCAUUAUUGUGUUCAUUUUCUAAUAAUAGCUCUAUGAGCUAUAAUUCACAUACUAUAAAAUUCACCCUUUGAAAGUAUACAAUUGAGUGGUUUUUAAUAUAUUGACAGUUAUGCUAUUAUAACCACCAGCUAAUUAUAAAUUAUUUCAUCACUCCUGAGAGAAAUCCCAUACCCGUUAGCGAUCACUUCCACUCCCCUCUCUCGCCCAGCCCCUGGCAACUACUGAUCUGCUUUCUGUUUCUAUGCCUAUUCUGGACAUUUCAUAUAAACACAAUCGUACAUUAUGUGACCUUUUGUGUCUGGCUUCUUUCCCUUAGCAUAUUUUCAGGGUUCAUGCCUGUUGUAACAGGUAUCAGUACUUCCAUUUCUUUUUGUUACUAAAUAAUAAUCCAUUGUAUGGAUAUACCACAUUUUGUUCAUUCAUUCAGUUGAUAGUCAUUUUCAUUGUCUUCACUUUUGAGAUAUUAUGAAAAAUGCUGGUAUGAACAUUUGUGUACAAGUUUUUGUGAGAACAUGUUUUCAUUUCUCUUUAGUAUACCCCCAGCAGUGGAAUUGCUGGAUCAGGUGGAAACUGUAUGUUUAGCAUUUUGAGAAACUGCCAAACUGUUUUCCAAAGCGACAUGCUUGUGUUUAUUUUUAUCUUACCUUAAGAUCUUAGGCCAGUUACACCCUCCAGCAUUCAUCCGCCCAUUCAUCACGUGCUUGCUGAGCACUGUGUGAGAUGUAGAGGCUAUAAAAUGUAAAAAUGUAUCUUCCCACAAGCGUGAAGAGUCUAUUGAGAGAGACAAAUUACCAGUGUAUUUCAACAUUUGCAGUGGUUUGGUAACUUGUAUGAUAUGAGAAUGUAAGAAUGGUGAUAGGGCCACAGAACUUGCAAAAGCAUGAAAAUGAGAGAGCGUGAUUGUUCAGGAAACUUCAAGCGCUUUAGCUGCAGAUGGUGGGCGGGGUUGCAAACGCUUCGGAGGAUAUUGAUGAGUGCAGUACGAGAACCACAAA